CGAGUAUUAUUAUUAUUUGGUUACAACAUUCUUUACAAAAACACGAUUUCUUCUCCUUUGUAAAUUUCUACAUGUGCUGUCAUUCUAAAUUUUACGUAAAGUUAUGUCCAAAGAGUAAUUUAAUAUUUUUUUAAUCAAAAUGAGUUGUCAUUUUAAACAAAUAUUCACAAGUAAUCUUUAAUUUUCAAAUCUUGUGUUUAUAAAUGUACUGGCUCAUUUUCAAUUGCAACUCACCAAUAAUUAAUAACCUCUGUGUAUAAUAUAAAGGUACUACUUCUAUAUAUUUUUAUCAGAUAUAAAAUGCCGAAUGAACAACAAAAAGAUGAAAUAAUUGCAUUGCAAAGUAUUUAUAACGAUGAAGAGUUUUCGUUCCACGAUAUCGAUGGACAAUUUCACUGUGUCCUGAAAAUAUUUACAUCGUUGUUAGAUGAUUAUUGCUUAAUCUAUAAAGAUAGAAGAAAUAAAGAAGAUCCCGUGGAGAAAGUACCAAUUGCUCAUCUACCUCCAAUUGUUUUACAUGUCACAUUACCUCAUAAUUAUCCACAUGAAUCUCCACCUGAAUUUACAUUAUGUUGCCCUUGGUUGCGUUUGACUUCAUUAUCUAAAUUAUGUAGAAAAUUAGACCGAUUGUGGCAAAAUAAUAGAGGUCAAGAAAUUAUUUUUACAUGGACAGCUUUUCUUCAAAAUGAUCUAUUUGAUUUCUUAAAAAUACAGAAUUGUCUGGAUAUUACAGAUGCAUAUACUUACUAUAAAAAAAUAUCAGAAUGUAAACAGGAGCCAAAUGAAAUCAAAAAACCUCAUACAGAUCAAAUUGAUAGAAAUCACAAAAGAGGUGUAAAGAAGAAUUUAUUACAUAGAAAACAAAAAAAUACAAAACGAUAUUCCAGAUUUGAUAACAGAGCAAUUGUUAGUCGAUCAUCAAACGAGAAUCUUUUACAGACUUUAUUGGAUUAUAAUGAGAAGAGGAUGGAAAUUGAAUUUAAGAAAAAUUUUUAUACUUGUAAAAUAUGUUUUACAGAUAAGUCUGGAGAAUCAUGUACACAAUUUAAACCUUGUUUACACAUUUUUUGUAAAGACUGUAUUGCUGGAUACUUAGAAGUCAGAAUAAAAGACGGCUCUGUUAUGAACAUUUGUUGUCCAGAAGAUAAAUGUAAAUCGGAAGCUCUUCCAGGACAAAUCAAAGACUUAGUUAGCCCAGAGUUAUUUGCAAAGUAUGAUUCUAUAUUACUCACAACCACUUUAGAUACAAUGCUGGAUAUUGUUUACUGCCCUAGGCGUCACUGUCAGUACCCUGUCAGCAAAGAACCAAAUGAAAAAAUGGCAAGCUGCCCAGCUUGUAACUAUGUUUUUUGUAUUUAUUGUAAAAUGGUUUAUCAUGGAAUAGAGCCUUGUAAAAUUGCACUUGGAGAUAAACAAAAGCUCGUUAAUGAGUAUCUUAACGGGUCUCAAGAACAAAAAAAGCAAUUAGAAAAUCGUUAUGGUCAAAAAUUAAAAUUCCUUGUAGAAAAUAUUUUAUCUGAAAAUUGGUUACACAACAAUAGUCGAAAUUGUCCCCAUUGUAAAGCAGCUAUUGAGAAACUGGACGGUUGUAAUAAAAUGACCUGCAACAAAUGUAACACUUAUUUUUGUUGGACAUGUGGUGCACAAUUGAGUAGAAGUAUGCCGUACUUUCAUUAUCAAAAUCCUCAAUCUAAAUGCUUUCAGAAACUUUAUCAAGGUGUUGUUUAUGAAGAAGAAGACGAGGAUGAUGAGAUAGUUUUCCCGGCUCUUGAACAAGAUUUUGAUUCUGAUGAUUCAUUUGAUGAUGGGUCUGACCUUGAAGCCGAUUAUCGUUUUUAAAUUUAUUCGUUUCUAAUAUUAUUUGAUACUUAUUCGAUAAUUAUAUUUAUACAUAUGUUUUUUAUUCAUUUUGUUGAAAUUAAAAAAAAUUAUUGUUAAAUGUGAA
Molecule: messenger RNA, 1945 nt
Organism: Chelonus insularis
Lineage: Eukaryota; Metazoa; Arthropoda; Insecta; Hymenoptera; Braconidae
Product: E3 ubiquitin-protein ligase RNF14-like
Exons: 4
Coding region: 301-1839 (512 amino acids)
Biological process (GO): protein polyubiquitination; ubiquitin-dependent protein catabolic process; positive regulation of proteasomal ubiquitin-dependent protein catabolic process
Cellular component (GO): ubiquitin ligase complex; cytoplasm
Molecular function (GO): ubiquitin protein ligase activity; ubiquitin conjugating enzyme binding; zinc ion binding
Source: RefSeq, a predicted model, not a curated record